Molecule: messenger RNA, 2700 nt
Organism: Penicillium robsamsonii
Lineage: Eukaryota; Fungi; Ascomycota; Eurotiomycetes; Eurotiales; Aspergillaceae
Product: putative TBC domain protein
Exons: 2
Coding region: 1-2700 (899 amino acids)
Source: RefSeq, a predicted model, not a curated record
AUGGUGAAUGAGGUUUCUGCAUCGUUAUCGCCCGACCGGUCGGAGUCCAAUCCGAUAAUUCACGCGGUGCCGUUUGAAAAUACCGACGCCCCUCUUGCAAUCCAGCCGGGCUCGGUGCCCACAGCCGAUGCGCCAAUAGCCUCCAAUGGCCGAUCUUUAAGCACAAGCGCUGCGUCUGGUCCAAGUCAUGAUCAUGCAUCCGCGCUUAUGUUCUCGCGGCUCGUGCCAUCCGUGUCCGUUGGAGAUGAAACUCGAACAAUUCGGUCGGAGGGCGCGCCCUCCUUGCGCAGCGUGCCCAGCAUUGUUGUGAAUGAACCAGGUUCCCGUCCCAGCUCGCGGCCAGGCUCAAGGCCGGGCUCAAGGCCGGGCUCUCGAUGGUCAGAAAGGAAGUGGGGUGGUUUAAGGAAACGGUCACUCGAAAUGGAGAGGAAACUUGGCUUGGAAGAGGCUCCGCCAGUGCCUCAAAUCGAGCACUCCUUCACUGGUAUCCCCUUGGAUAUACCGAAAGCCUCUUUGGAUGGUUUGGAUAAGUCGAUGAAGUUUUCCAAUCGUGGAAGUCUGAUCAAGGGUCAGGCGACACGUCCGCACCCAAUGCCACCUCAGGGGAAGCUUGGAGAGCACCCCGACCAGCAACCAGACCAAAUGCCCCGGGAGAAGCUGGACGAGCACUUCGAGCAGCCACUACAACAACCGCCCAAGAAGAAAUUGGACGAGCACUUCGAGCAGCAACCAGAACAACUGCCCCAGGAGAAGCUGGGCGAGCACUUCGAGCAACAACCGGAACAAUUGCGCCAGCAAAAGCCAGAAGAGGAGGAACCCCGUCAAGAACUCGGCCAGCCAGCUCAGGAAACAUCGGAAGAUACUUGUGAUCAACGGUUGGACCGACAGGGAUCUAAAAUUGCUCCGCCCCCUCCGAAUAUCAUAAGCCAGUCCGAAGGAGAAAAGGGAAUGCCGAAAGCUGUUCCACGACGCACCAAACCCCAGGGCACUCUUCGCCCGAGGCAGACUAGUCUUCCGAGCAGAGCAAUAUCGGCAGACGAAGACAUGCUGUCCCGGCGAGUUCGGCUGAUGUAUGAGAAGGGCGAAGAGAAUGUUACCGACUCCGAGGUUGCGAAAGCAUUGGCCUCCGAACACGGGGUCUUGUGGGAAGAAGGUGCAGCCCCGGAUACUGAAACCUCUGAAACACUCGCUGCUCAGACGAAUAAAACUGGAAAUGGAACAAAACCAAGGGCCUCUGCUGAAGUGGAGCGCGUCCGAAUUAAGAGGGAAACCCAGGAGUUAGCAGGUGGUGCUGAAUAUUGGCAAAAUGUCGGCGCAGAAGAAGUCGAUCGGUAUGGCUUCAUUCGACCUGCAAAGAACGCCAAGGGCUCCGAGAUCAACCCGCUCCAGCGAGUCACGACCAGCCUUCUGCUGGCUUCUGAAACACCUCGGCGGAAACGUUCAAUUCGCCCACCAACCGCUCCGGCCAGCAACCGUUCUUUCAACGGUCCGUCUCUAGUCCGCAAAAUAUCCCAAAGUUCCCUGGGCGCCCGUCCAUCUUCAUCACAAAGCAACUAUGGUCCACCAUUGCGCCGUACGACAUCCCGCUUGCGUACGGCGACCAAUCAUCUGCCUCACAACCGAGACCGAAAAGCCAAGGAUGAGGCGGCUGACAUGCUCACUCUGCCCACUCCAUCUGCUGGCGAGAAUGAAGAUGCGCCGAUUACUCGCGCAAUGCGAAGGAAGGAGUGGCAGCGUGAAGACAAGUGGACCAAGAUGGCCAAGCCGACCAAGAAGUCCAAGGACGGCGGCGGUAUGACCUUUGAGUUCGAUACUCAGAGCUCAAAACUGAUUGAGCGAACUUGGAAAGGCAUUCCAGAUCGAUGGCGGUCAACUGCCUGGUACUCAUUCCUUGAAGCCAGUGCUCGACGCCACAAGGGAAGCCCGCCUGCGGACGAGCUCAUCGAAGCCUACAAUGAGCUCCAGUAUAUCUCAUCGCCGGACGAUGUCCAGAUUGAUAUCGAUGUCCCGCGGACUAUCUCCAGUCAUAUCAUGUUUCGGAGACGCUAUCGGGGUGGCCAAAGACUAUUGUUCCGUGUCCUUCACGCUAUGUCACUAUAUUUCCCUGACACGGGCUACGUACAGGGAAUGGCAACUCUCGCGGCUACAUUACUGGCGUAUUACGACGAGGAACAUUCUUUUAUUAUGCUCGUCAGAUUGUGGCAGCUGCGAGGUCUGGAAGAGCUGUACAAAUGCGGAUUUGCUGGUCUAAUGGAGGCCUUGGCAGACUUUGAACGAGAGUGGCUCGCUGGAGGUGAAGUGGCCGCGAAACUGAACGAGGUCGGAAUCCCACCCACAGCCUAUGGCACUCGCUGGUACCUUACUCUCUUUAAUUACUCGAUCCCCUUCCCGGCUCAACUUCGGGUGUGGGAUGUCUUCAUGCUCCUUGGAGAUGCCGAAGACAAUACUGGCCGUCCCGCAACCUUAGGAAAGAACAAAUCGCCCCUUCCUGAUAACCCAAGGACAUUUGGUCAAGGACUUGACGUCUUGCAUGCUUCAUCUGCUGCCCUUAUUGAUGGCAUGCGUGAUAUCAUCCUCGAGUCCGACUUUGAGAAUAUCAUGAAAGUUCUCACCAGCUGGGUUCCCAUAAAAGACACCGAAAUGUUCAUGCGUGUCGCUAAAGCGGAAUGGAAAGUCCAUCGUCGCAGGAAAGCCUCUUAA